This is a messenger RNA of Ostrea edulis (European flat oyster), 1004 nucleotides long. RefSeq names its product recQ-mediated genome instability protein 2-like. Bases 57 to 548 code for a protein of 163 amino acids. Gene Ontology annotation, cellular component: cytosol; nuclear speck. The record is from RefSeq and is a predicted model, not a curated record. Gene Ontology annotation, biological process: negative regulation of double-strand break repair via homologous recombination; DNA repair; regulation of sister chromatid segregation. The transcript has 3 exons. NCBI's taxonomy places the organism in Eukaryota, Metazoa, Mollusca, Bivalvia, Ostreida, Ostreidae.
CGAUGAAUGGCGCCUACAUUCAUGAAUGGCGGGAAACUUGACAUAUCUUUUCUGACAUGACAUCUCUUCUUGACUUUCCUGCAAGAAAAGUGUUUGCACGAGAUAUAUCUAAGAGUAUUCGUCUGCGAUCUUCAGAAAUCGAAGAGAGCAAGAAGGGCAAGAUCAAGAAGAAACACAAAGAGUGGAAAGUGACGUGUAACGGAGUAGAAUUCAGCGUUACAGUGGUGUGGAUCCAAGGCCUUGUCAGCGAGGUGCGUUUACUUCAUAGACAGAUAAAUAAAGAAGAAGGCUUCCUGAUCCUUGAUGACAGUACUGGGAAUGUGAAAGUGACCGGAUUCAACAAUAUACCUUUCAUUUCACCGUCCCUAAAUACAGGACAGUAUCUUAUGGUCAUUGGAUCUGUGACCAGAAGUGGAGACGUCCCUGUGGUGAAUGCUGUAAAACUUCAGAGUCUGGCCCACGUAAAAAAUGCUGAACAGUCAUGGUCCCUGGAAGUCAUGGAUCAAAUUCUACAUCUUGGAUCAGAAAAUGAUUUCAUCAGAAAUUGAAAAUUAAUCUAUCUUCCAUAUUGAUGUCAUCAAUUUGUGCACAUUUUAUAAUGAGGAAUUGUUGGGGUUUUGUUUCAACUGUAAAUAAACUAUGAAUAAUUAUAUUUCAGGAGUCAAUGUCUGAAAAAUGAUCAGUUAUAAUAUGUUCAGUGCUUGUCUUUAAGUUUUGUAUGUUGAAAAUAGGUUUUACGUCUGCUCACUACAGCUACACUAUUAGAGCAAGUUUCUGUUGUACGUACAUGUAUAUAGGAUGUGGAUCUAGCAUCUAAUUUUAUUCUAUAUGAUUCAUAUGCGGAUCCGGAAAGGAAGGGGGGGGGGGGUCCUGGGGUUGGACCCCCCCCCCCCCCCCCUUUCUCUGGGACAUCUAUGUAGUUUUUGAUAUAUAAGAUGAAAUAUUCAUAUAGAUCUACUUUAAUGUAAUUGUGCCAAUUUUUGAAAUAAACGUUCACUACUAUA